Molecule: messenger RNA, 1294 nt
Organism: Ricinus communis (castor bean)
Lineage: Eukaryota; Viridiplantae; Streptophyta; Magnoliopsida; Malpighiales; Euphorbiaceae
Exons: 2
Coding region: 137-853 (238 amino acids)
Cellular component (GO): chloroplast thylakoid membrane
Source: RefSeq, a predicted model, not a curated record
AAGAAAGUGGUACUCAGAACAGUUGAUCCCCAUCAUUUCAUUUGAUUAAAGGUCAUCCGCUUCACUGCCACAAAUACAUACAGCUCGGAAAUCAGUAACAAUGUAUAUGGUUUAAGCCUUGAACAGAAGAAAGAAUAUGGCAAUUUCUCUCAAUUCUGUUGUUGGGUUCAGCUCAAGGUUGCCAGCCAAAUACCAGCAUGUGUCUAGAUAUUCUGUUAGAUCUUCAUCACCAAAGUCUACCCAAUUCACAUUCUCCUUGGGAAUGGUUGGUUUAAAGGUUCAUGUAAAGGAAAGAAGAAGGGGCUUGUUUCUCUCAGUUGCAGACAGUGAUCAUCUUGCUGCGGACACCACUGAUAAGGAUCCUGAUAGAGCUGAAAGCUCAGUUUCGGAUAAUCAGCUUUCAUCUGUUGAUGAUGGGCCGGGACCUCAAACCUCUGGAGCUUCUAACAGUUCCAUAGUCUCUUCAGAUAUGAAUCAGCAGAAAAGCACUAACCUGAAAUCUACACCAAAAAGGUCACCUCUAACAGCAAGAGAGAGACUAAGGGCUGCUAGGGUUCUCAGCCGGUACACAGAAUCAAAGGCGUCAAAAUCAGAAAUGGGUAGCAAAGUACUGGAUGCUUUGAAGGAAAGUGAUAAGGGGAAGGGGAAGAAAAGAUCUGGACUUCCAGAAGCCCCUACAAACUUGUUUGAUGACAGUGACAGGGGGUUACCAAAGGAGGGAUGGACUUUUCAGUUCCCAGGGGGCGCCGAUCUCUUUGUCAUUGCUGUUUCAUUUGUUCUCAUCAGCACAAUUAUGUUUACAACAACUUAUAUUGUGUGGAAAGUUGGCGCAAUCCAUUUUAAUGAGUACUAAGCUGGAGUUUCAAUGGGAUUCUGCAUUUUUGGAUGAGCUAACUUCUCAAUGCGUCCAUUAAAAAUUCAGACUACUUAGAUUUCAGGUACUUGGGUAGGGCUUUACAGGUUCUAUUUAGAGAAGAUACAUGCAUGGCUGUACAAAACCGGUUGGCCAGCACUUUACAUAUCAAAAGAAAGGCACAUAGGCAUGCCCAGUUUGUUGAUCUUUUAUAUAUGGCCUCACUUGUGUCUCUCAUUUGUGGAUCAUGAUGGAGGUCAAUCCAUUUUAUAUUUUGUGGAUGAUGAUGAUACCCUUAUUUUGUAUAUACAGCGCAGUUUAUCGCAAAAUGGUGCUGAUUUCUGCAGGAUGUUCAGAUUCAAAUUCCUUGUAACUGUACAAGACAGUAAUCCCUAAGCUUGGGAGGUUAAAUCUAUGGACACUAAGGGUAUUAUUAGGACA